Molecule: messenger RNA, 408 nt
Organism: Paramecium sonneborni
Lineage: Eukaryota; Ciliophora; Oligohymenophorea; Peniculida; Parameciidae
Source: the annotation of a GenBank genome assembly
AAAAAAAUGUAAAGAAAAUAGUAAUACGAAAGUGAUUUCAAUAAUUUUUAAGAAGCCAGCACAAUUUCACUUGAUUAAAUGUUCAAAUAGUAAGACCACGCAGAAAAGCAUAAGGAAUUAUGCCUUAGAAACGCUAAGACUUUUGAAUUAUUUGCCACAUGUAUUAUUUGUAGAUUUAUGUAGGUAUGGAAAGACAUGAAGGCAAAAUCGAUAAUAUGGCUAAGUACCUCUCAAUGAAAAUGCUAUUCAUUGAAAAAUAAGCACUUUAAUGCUAUAAAGGAAAUACAAAUGAUCGAGAAUACGAAAGAUGCCAUCAAAGAGUUGAAUAACAGCUUCACGACGUAUACAGUGAAUACUACUAAGGCUUACUUAACCUUUGACUUUAUAUAUAUUAUUUAACAAUCAAUC